AUGAUAGCCCUACCCGACACAGAUAGCGAGGAUGAGCUGCCACCCGGCUGGGAGGAGCGUGCCACCGAUGACGGCACCGUUUGCUAUGUGAACCAGCAGGGAAAAACAUCACAGUGGACACACCCACGUACGGGUCACUCCAAACGGAUCACGGGCGAAUUACCCUUGGGCUGGGAGAAGUACUACGAUGAGCAGGGAAAGCGUUUCAUGUUCCUCAACAAGGAGACGCAGCAACGAACGAAUGUGGAUCCCCGCUUGGCAUUCGCCGUGGAGGAGCCCACACAGAAUGUGGCCCAGGUGCGUCAGCGAUUUGACUCCUGUUCGACGGCCCUGCAGGUGCUGCACGGCAAGGAUUUGCACGGACGCACCGCGCUGAUUACGGGCGCCAAUUGUGGCAUUGGCUAUGAGACCGCUCGUUCGCUGGCCCAUCACGGCUGUGAGAUCAUCUUCGCCUGCCGGAACAGAUCCUCCACAGAGGCUGCCAUCGAAAGGAUUGCCCAGGAGCGACCUGCAGCCCGUUCCCGCUGUCGAUUCGCCGCUCUUGAUUUGAGCUCUUUGCGUUCAGUGCAGCGAUUUGUGGAAGAAAUCAAGCAGAGCGUUAGCCACAUUGAUUAUCUCAUCCUUAAUGCCGGAGUAUUCGCACUGCCCUACACGAAGACCGUGGAUGGUCUGGAAACCACAUUCCAGGUCUCGCACCUGUCGCAUUUCUACCUCACAUUGCAACUGGAGACACUGUUUGACUACAAAACACGGAUCAUUGUGCUGUCAUCCGAGUCGCACAGAUUUGCCAACCUGCCCGUGGAGAAUCUGGCAGUGCAUCAUCUUUCACCGGCGCCGGAGAAAUACUGGAGCAUGAUGGCCUACAACAAUGCCAAGCUGUGCAAUGUCUUGUUCGCCCAGGAGCUGGCCCAGCGCUGGAAGCAGCGAGGCAUUUCUGUUUUCAGCCUGCAUCCGGGCAAUAUGGUGUCCAGUGAUCUGUCACGAAACUAUUGGUUCUACCGCCUGCUCUUUGCCAUAGUGCGUCCCUUCACCAAGUCGCUGCAACAAGCGGCUGCCACGAGUAUCUACUGCGCGACGGCCAACGAGCUGACCGGGUUGUCUGGACUGUACUUCAACAAUUGCUUCUUCUGCGAGCCCAGCAAGUUGUCCAAAAGUGCUGCACUGCAGCAGCAGCUGUGGAAGCUGAGCGAGAACCUGAUUGCCGAGCUUGUGGAGCAGGAGCAACAUUAGGAUACUUUUUUUUAAUAUAUUUAUGCAUUAUGCUACCAAUGAUUCCAUUAGGUAUAAAUAUAAAGUUGUGUUUUUUAAAUUAA
Molecule: messenger RNA, 1313 nt
Organism: Drosophila sechellia
Lineage: Eukaryota; Metazoa; Arthropoda; Insecta; Diptera; Drosophilidae
Gene: Wwox
Product: WW domain-containing oxidoreductase
Exons: 6
Coding region: 1-1230 (409 amino acids)
Molecular function (GO): protein binding
Source: RefSeq, a predicted model, not a curated record